This is a messenger RNA of Oryzias melastigma (Indian medaka), 2197 nucleotides long. It is a transcript of the gene idua, whose product is annotated as alpha-L-iduronidase. Gene Ontology annotation, molecular function: L-iduronidase activity. Gene Ontology annotation, biological process: carbohydrate metabolic process. The coding region runs from base 208 to 2106 and encodes 632 amino acids. The record is from RefSeq and is a predicted model, not a curated record. Lineage: Eukaryota; Metazoa; Chordata; Actinopteri; Beloniformes; Adrianichthyidae. The transcript is spliced from 14 exons.
AGGUCGUGACGUCAUCACACUGAGACGAGCGCCGUCGGGAUUUCUCAUCAAGUUGUAUUGUUUUGGUUGUUUUUCUGUGCUUUACACUCUCCUAACAAUGUCUAAAGCUUUCCGGGUGGCUCGUCUUUCCUUAUAUCGUUUCAGUGUGGACGUGCAGACUGUCGCGGCGUUUUAAAUUGUCACGUCAUUUAAAUCUGUUGGUGGAAAAUGGAAUUGAGAAGUUAUUCCUUUUUUGCUGUGUUUUUCUUGGUCUCCAAACCUCCCGUGUCUUCUUCUAUUAUCACAGUUGAUCUGAAAAGACCAGAAAGAGAGCUGAAGCACUUUUGGAAAAGUACGGGGUUCUGCCCCCCACUUCCUCACACCCAGGCCCACCAGUAUGACCUGAGCAUUGACCAGCAGCUGAAUCUGGCCUAUGUGGGUUCAGUCCCUCAUGGGGGGAUCCAGCAGGUCAGGAUCCACUGGAUGAUGGAGCUGGUCAGUGCACAAGAUAUUGGGGGAAGACCCCAGUAUAACUUCACACAUCUGGAUCAUCUUAUUGAACUCCUGCAUAUCAAUGGACUUAAGCCAGGUUUUGAGUUGAUGGGCAGUGUUUCAAACUACUUUAAUGACUUUGAGAACAAAUCACAAGUGCUGGAGUGGAAAAACCUGGUUUAUCUUACAGCCAAGAGGUACAUUGACAAAUACGGCCUGGAAAGGGUUUCUCAGUGGAACUUUGAAACAUGGAAUGAACCCAACAACCAUGACUUUGACAACGUCACCAUGACAAUUCAAGGGUUUUUAAACUACUAUGACGCAUGUUCGGAGGGGCUGCGAGCUGCGAGCAGCCUCCUCAGGUUUGGAGGUCCCGGAGACUCGUGCCACUCUCCACCUCGCUCCACGUACUGCUGGGCCAUGCUUCAGCACUGCUACAAUGGCACCAACUUUUUCACUGGAGAGACAGGGGUCAGGAUUGACUACAUCGCCCUGCAUAAGAAGGGUGGCGGGCACUCUUUGCCCAUCCUCCAGCAGGAGAUCCAGACAGUGGAAGAGAUCCACAACCGUUUCCCCAGGUUCCACAGUGUCCCCGUUUACAACGACGAGGCCGAUCCCCUGGUGGGGUGGUCCAAACCGCAAGAGUGGAGGGCUGAUGUGACGUAUGCUGCAAUGGUGGUGAAGGUGAUAAACCAGCACCAGGACUGGCUACAGGCAAACCCAAACAGCAGCUUCAAUUUUACCAUGCUGAGCAAUGACAAUGCCUUCCUCAGCUACCACCCACACCCCUUCACCCAGCGCACACUGACCGCCCGCUUCCAGGUGAACAACACUCAGACACCUCACGUCCAACUCAUCAGGAAGCCCGUCCUCACUGUCAUGAGCUUGUUGGCUUUGCUCGGAGAGACCCAGGUCCUGGCUAAGCUUCUGAAUUCAACAGUCGACCAGAAUGGGACUCUGGGGGUUCUUGCCAGCAUUCACAAACCAGCAAUACCAGGCGGGUCAGACAGCUGGCAGGCAGCAGUUGUGGUCUACAGGAGUGAUGACAACAGCACCUCCAACACCACUGAGGAUGUUUCUGUUGUGUUGGAAGGAUUAGCAGAACAAAACAGUCCCAUGUAUGUCACAUACUACAUGGACAAUGAUGCAACCAAUCCUUACCAAGUGUGGCAGAGCAUGGGAAGUCCAAAUUACCCGACAACAGAGCAGUUCAGACUCAUCAGGAGUACAGAGGGUCCUCACAUCACCGGACCUUGGGAAAUUCCUCAAGGUGACACCUUGAUGUUGAAAGCCAAAUUACCCAUGCCUUCAGUUGUCCUGAUCCAUGUGUGCGCCAAACCAAAGACUCCACCAGACCAAGUCAAUGGAUUACGUUUUAUCAGGAUCACCAAAGGCCAAGUUCUUGUUGUCUGGUCUGACCACUGUGUUAACUCAAGAUGCAUCAAGACUUUUGAGUUGGAGUUUUCUGCAGACAGUAACGAAUUUAAAAGAGUGAAUUCAGAGGACACGAUUUUUACUUCAUUUGUCUAUAUGCCAGUGAACCAGGAGGUUGCUGGUCUAUACAGAGUUCGAGCUGUGGAUUAUUGGAGAAGACCUGGCUCUUAUUCACUUUCAAAAAAAUAUUUAGAGAGGUAGCAAAUCUCAGGAAGUGAAUUUCAUAAAUAUGUGGUCUACUCUGUUUUGUACGCACUAACAUGACUAUUGUAAUAAAUUGCAUUUAAAAUGA